AUGGACCAGGGUGAAGGCCAAGACGUACCUAGACAGCGAAACGUUUCCUUGCUGGUAACUAGCGUCUGGUUUGCUCGGCAGCGCCAAAUGACGGAUUUGGAAGGUGGUAUGGUUGUGAAUGAACAUACCAGCGCAUGGAUUCCAGCUCAAGUUCCUCUCCUAGCCCUAGAAUCCUGUCAAACUAUCUUCAAUCAUAGCAGGAUGCCUCUACAAAUGAGAGCGGCCACCGACGCCGACACAGACGCCAUUGCCCGUCUGGCCACCAUCGCCUUUGACCCGGCCACUGACGCCAUCGCUCGGAACCUCUUUCCGAAGCGCCUGCAACCGGCGGUGCCCCGGCUCGAGGACCCUGCCAUUGCGUGGAGGCGCACGCGCAAGGGCCUCAAGAUGCACACGGAGCGCAUCAUCCUCAUGGUAGUAACGGACGACGAGCUCGACGACCAGAUUGUCGGCUUCUCCAUGUGGGAGGAGCCGCUGCCAGACGGCCAGCAGGGCGAGUCCAUGACCAAGGGGCUUGUCCCGUGCGAGACGUUAGACGAGGAGGCAUAUCAGGAGCUGCGCUGCGCGAGCGGAGCGGCCACGAAUGAAUCUCUCGGCAAGGAUGGCUCGAAUCACAUGUGGUAUCUUGACUACCUUGGAGUCGACCCAGGCCAACAGCGUAGAGGAAUCGGAAAGAUGCUACUUGAAUGGGGCAUGGAAAAGGCACGGGAGCAAAAUAGAGACGCAUUUUUGAUUGCGACGCCAGCAGGUAUUCCGCUCUAUCUAGCAGCUGGCUUUGAAAGCCUUGGUUCCUUUAUGUUGUUUGACACACCACAUAGCUGCAUGAUCAAGAGGCGGCCGGAGCCAUAG
Molecule: messenger RNA, 849 nt
Organism: Cordyceps militaris CM01
Lineage: Eukaryota; Fungi; Ascomycota; Sordariomycetes; Hypocreales; Cordycipitaceae
Product: GNAT family acetyltransferase, putative
Exons: 5
Coding region: 1-849 (282 amino acids)
Molecular function (GO): acyltransferase activity, transferring groups other than amino-acyl groups
Source: RefSeq, a predicted model, not a curated record